UCAGUUUAAACAUACUAGGUUUUGUCUCUUCAUCCUCGUCACUCUUGGCCUUUCCUCUUUUAUCCUCCAUUUCAAACUAAAAAUCGCACAGCAUCUCUGUGGUCAAUCUGGUCAAUUUAACCUGCUUUUGCUUUUGCUUCUUCUGUGCGCAAGUUUCAGUGAUCGACUGAAUGUUUGUAUUUAUGUGUAUAUGUUGUAUAAGUGUAUUUAAGUACGUAUGGUUGCACGUACAGAGAGAGGCGUGUUAGUUGAUUGAUUAAUUGUUCUUUGAGUGAGUGUUGAGUGUGAAGUUAGCGUAAGUCUGAUAGUCUUUGACGCGAUGGACAAUCGACUUGUUGGCUCGGAGAUUCAUGGAUUCCAUACUUUGAACGAUUUGGAUUUUGGGACCACGAUGGAGGAAGCGAAAACGAGAUGGUUACGCCCAAAUGAAAUUCAUGCCAUAUUAAGCAAUAGCAAGCAUUUCAGCAUUAGUGCUAAGCCAGUGAACUUGCCCAAAAGUGGCACUGUUGUAUUGUUUGACCGGAAGAUGCUUAGGAAUUUCCGGAAAGAUGGUCAUAACUGGAAGAAAAAAAAGGAUGGGAAGACUGUUAAAGAGGCUCAUGAGCACCUAAAAGUUGGUAAUGAAGAGAGGAUUCAUGUAUACUAUGCUCACGGGGAAGACAGCCCAACCUUCGUUCGCAGAUGCUAUUGGCUACUUGAUAAGAGUCUGGAAAACAUAGUCCUUGUUCAUUAUCGGGAAACUCAGGAGUUGCAGCGUUCUCCAGCCACCCCACCAAAUUCACAGUCUAGCUCAGUGUCAGACCAGUCUGCUCCAUUGCUUUUACCUGAAGAAUUUGAUUCUGGAGCCGGUCGUGCAUAUUAUGCUGGAGAGAAAGAACUAGCUGCAGAGCCAAAUGACAAUCUAACUGUCCAGAAUCAUGAAUUGAGACUACAUGAAAUCAAUACGCUUGAAUGGGACGAGCUUGUGGUGGCAAAUGAUUCCAACAAUUCAAAUGUAACCAGUCGAGACAAGGUUUCAUACUUCAACCAACAAAAUCACUUGGCGAUAAGUGGGGGCAUGAAUAAUGGCAGCUCUCUUCCAGCCCAUGAUUUAUUUUCUUCUGUUGGUAAUCUAACUCAGCCCAUUGCUAGGAAUGACAAUGCUCAUUUAAAUAUUCUGGAUGGAGUUUAUGGUCAAACUAUGGAGAGUCUGGUGAAUUUAGACAUAGAGAGAAAGGAUUUUACAGUGUGCAGUGGUGAUACCCAGGAAGUUUUGGCUAGUGAUGGUUUGCAAUGUCAGGACAGUUUCGGAAAAUGGAUAAACCAUAUCAUUACUGACUUUCCAGGUUCAGUGGAUAACCCUGUGCUUCAAUCAUCGGUUUCAUCUGGUGAUCCGGAAUAUACUGUCUUUGAUCACAUAUUUAACAUAACAGAUGUUGCACCUGCAUGGGCCUUUUCAACUGAAAAGACUAAGAUUCUAAUUACUGGAUUUUUUCGCGAGGAAUAUUUACAUCUUGCCCAGUCCAAUUUGUUAUGUGUUUGUGGUGAUGUCUGUGUGCCUGCAGAUGUUGUUCAGGUUGGGGUGUACCGCUGUUUGGUAUCACCACAUUCUCCUGGAUUAGUACACCUUUAUAUGAGUAUUGAUGGCCAUAAACCUAUCAGUCAAAUUCUUAAUUUUGAGUAUCGUGCUCCUUUAGUUCAUGAGUCAAUGGUUUCAUCAGAAGACAAGUCUAAUUGGGAAGAGUUUCAACUUGAGACAAGGCUUGCUCAUCUGCUUUUCUCUACAUCCAAGGGCCCUAACCUUUUAUCUAGCAAAGUGUCACCAAAUGCCCUGAAGGAGGCUAAGAAGUUCAGUGUGAAAACCUCUAAUAUUUGCAAUAGUUGGGCAUAUUUGAAAAAGUCAAUUGGAAGCAAUAAGUCUUCAGUUCCAGAAGCUAGAGACAGUUUGUUUGAACUCACUUUGAAGAACAAAUUGAAAGAAUGGCUUGUAGAAAAAAUAGUUGAAGGAUCUAAAACCGCUGAAUAUGAUAGCCAAGGUCAAGGAGUAAUACAUUUAUGUGCCAUUCUUGGAUACACAUGGGCUAUUCAUCUAUUUUCAUGGUCAGGCUUAUCAUUGGAUUUUCGAGAUAAACAUGGGUGGACAGCUCUUCAUUGGGCUGCAUAUUGUGGAAGGGAGAAAAUGGUUGCAACUCUUUUAUCAGCUGGAGCAAAGCCAAACUUAGUCACAGAUCCCACCUCAGAUACUCCUGGUGGAUGGACUGUUGCAGAUCUUGCAUCUAAGCGGGGUUAUGAUGGCUUAGCAGCAUUUCUUUCAGAACAGGCUUUAGUAGCACAGUUCAAUGAUAUGACCGUAGCUGGAAAUAUUACUGGAGCACUGCCAACAGCCUCAAAUAAUAUUCCGAACACUCAGAACCUCACCGAGGAUGAGCUGCAUCUGCAGUAUACUUUGACAGCUUAUCAGAAUGCUGCUGAAGCCGCUGUACGUAUUCAAGCCGCAUUUAGGGAGCACUCACUAAAAGUACAGGCUAAAUCAAUUCGGUUUUCCAAUCCUGAGGAAGAAGCACAAAGUAUAAUUGCUGCAAUGAAGAUUCAGCAUGCAUUUCGCAACUUUGAUAGACGUAAAAGAAUGGCAGCUGCUGCCCGCAUCCAAUACAGGUUCCGUACAUGGAAAAUUCGUAAAGAAUUUCUCAAUAUGCGUCGUCAAGCUGUCAAAAUUCAAGCUGCCUUCCGGGGCUUCCAAUUGAGGAAGCAGUAUCGUAAGGUUCUGUGGUCAGUUGGGGUACUUGAGAAAGCAAUUCUGCGAUGGCGUUUAAAAAGAAAAGGCUUCCGUGGUUUUCAAGUUGACGAUGGUGCCGAAGCAGUUGGAGAUCAGAAGCAGGAUAGUGAUUUAGAGGAGGACUUCUAUCGAACCAGCCGUAAACAAGCUGAAGAGCGUGUUGAGAGAUCAGUUAUACGGGUUCAAGCCAUGUUUCGGUCAAAGAAAGCACAACAAGAAUAUAGUAUGAUGAAGAUGGCUCAUGAGCAAGCAAGGCUCGAAUAUGAAGGGUUACUUCACCCAGAGGUUGAAAUGGAUACUUGAAGAGAAGAAUGGUGUUCCAUUGAUGCUUGGAAGCUUGGAAAUCUGUACAUUUGUAAAUGCCUGUAGGUAAAGUGUGCACUAGCUUGUUGGCCCUUUCAACUGUCAUAUGAUUUUUGAAGAGGUCAUGGUUUCAGUUCAGUGGAUCCAGUCUUUCCUGGCUUAUGAGUGUGGAUUGGAUACGCUCUUUGUAAUUGUCAUGGUUUCAGUUCCUGGCUUAUCUACAAAUUAAUGCUCAUCAUAAUUACCCAUAAUUUUAUUAA
Messenger RNA from Mangifera indica (mango), 3318 nucleotides. Its product is annotated as calmodulin-binding transcription activator 5. Gene Ontology annotation, molecular function: transcription coregulator activity; double-stranded DNA binding; protein binding. Gene Ontology annotation, cellular component: nucleus. The transcript is spliced from 13 exons. The coding region runs from base 320 to 3058 and encodes 912 amino acids. Lineage: Eukaryota; Viridiplantae; Streptophyta; Magnoliopsida; Sapindales; Anacardiaceae. Gene Ontology annotation, biological process: regulation of transcription by RNA polymerase II. The record is from RefSeq and is a predicted model, not a curated record.